Vespula pensylvanica (western yellowjacket) is the source of this 2474-nucleotide messenger RNA. RefSeq lists its product as uncharacterized. Gene Ontology annotation, cellular component: mitotic spindle microtubule; HAUS complex. The coding region runs from base 521 to 2431 and encodes 636 amino acids. NCBI's taxonomy places the organism in Eukaryota, Metazoa, Arthropoda, Insecta, Hymenoptera, Vespidae. The transcript has 8 exons. The record is from RefSeq and is a predicted model, not a curated record. Gene Ontology annotation, biological process: spindle assembly. Gene Ontology annotation, molecular function: microtubule binding.
AAAAAAUUUCCAUAGUUGUACAAUAUAUACUCUUUAUUAUUUAUAUAAAAUUUAUUCUUCUAUCUUUUAUACGAAAUUUUAAUACGUAAAAAAUGUUAUGAGAUUUUGAAAGUUAAAAGAAAUCAUGCAUGGUCAGUUCUUUCGAUUCAUAAUCUAUGACAAAAUUAAAACAGACCCUUUAAUGUUAAAUAUAAUAAAUACGAUAAAUGCAAAAAUAUAUCAAAUAAAUAUUUUAAUAAAAACACAAUAAAGAAAGGCAGAGAUUUAUGAAACGAAAAAUACAAGUGGAAGAACAAAUGAUUUUUCUCAGAAAAACUCAUCCAGUUUCCUAUCUUAUAGUAUCAUAACUACUGUCUUUGUUUUGAAAUUUCAAACCGGUUAACGUUGUAUGUAUUGGGUUAUAAAAUAUUGUGUGUGUAUAAGUUCAGUUAAUACAGACUUGGUGUAGUAUUAAUUGUCAAAUAAAUUCUAUAUUAAAACCAUUGUUUUAAAGAAUCGUUCAUUUUGAUGAACAUAUAUAAUGGCAAUAAGCACGUAUUUUCAUCGCAAUGUACUUCUUUUAACGCAAGUAAUUCCAACGAGUGAUGAGUUUAAACUACACUUUCACGAGGGAAUGUUUGACAAACCUAAUACGAUUGGAUUUAUGCAUGUUUCACAAUAUUUAUUGACAAUAUAUGAUUUAGAGCGUUUUAAAAAAUUAAUUCAAUGGCCAGUAACAUGCAAAAAAACAGAAGUCAAAUAUCGUAAUAAUGUUAAAGAUUAUUUAAAUCAAAUAGCAAAUGAAAAUGUUGAUAUCGAUUUUCCUCCUAUUCUUACUUCUUAUUUGGUUCGUGCUCAUGGUACAAAGUUUACAAUUAUUAUGUGGAAACUCUCUAUAGUAGUGUUAAGGACUUAUAUUAAGAGGAAUUGUGACCCAAAUAUUUUCUAUGCACCACGUCUAGGUCCUACAAAAGAAUUGAUAAAAACAACUCUUCAAGGAAUAAAUAAAGAUAAGAUUUCUAGUAUCACGUCUCAUCAUAGAAAUAUAAACAAAAUGAAAGAAACAUCAAAAAUGAUUAUGGCGGAAGAAAAAGAAACCUUAGCUAAUAUAAAACAAGAACUUUUUGAAAAUAAACAAUCCAUGUUAAAUCUGAUAUCUGAAGCUCCAGUUAAUUCUAGCAUAAAAGAGUGCUUAGCAAAUAUUGAAAAUACAGAAAUUAUACAGUUAUGGAAAGAAAAUAUAACUGAAAAUUUAUCAUAUAUAAGAAGGAAACAAAAGAUUUUCAAGGAUGUACAAACUCUUAGUAAUAAAAUUACUAAUAUGGUUUCCAGUAUAAUUGGUGGUUCCGAGAUAUUAGAUGCACAGCAACUUGGAAAAGUACAUUCUUCUACAAUUUCAUUGCUUCCAUUAUCAACAAGUACGCAGUAUCUUCUUCAUCAUUUGUAUAUAAAUGACAAACUAAUGUUACGUAAUUUUAUUGAAUUAUUGAAUUUCUUGUUGUGUCAAGCAUACCAAUGCUUAAAGAAAAAUGAAUUGAAAGAUAUAUCAAAGUGCCUUCUGCAAAUAGAGGCUAGCCAAGAAGAUAUAAAAUCUGGAAUAAAAUCAUUUCAGAAUUUAAGAACAAAUAUAGAAAGUAUUUCAAAUAAUUUAAAAUCACAUUUUUAUCAAAAGAAAAUGAAUGAAACAUAUCAAGAAAACAUUUCAGCAUUGGAAAAUAUUGUUUUUUCUUCAUCUCCAGUAAUAACAAUUAAUACCAAUUGUCGUGAUGAAGGAAAUGAUGUACUAAAGAGAUUAGAACUUACACCGAUAGAAGGUGCACACAAAUCAUUAUUUUCCAGAUACAAACGACAACAUGGCAAUACUAAUUUAUCUGUUUCACAAUUAAGAACAAAUUUGUUAGUAUCACGAAUUAAUUUUGAUGAUACUUUGUCUUUAAAUAACAGUGAUAAAAUUUCACAAGCUCACUCAUCUAUACCUAAAACAAAUUCAUUAUCUAUUAAACAUACAGGGAAAUAUUCACGUUUAUUUUUAUCAUAUGCAAAGAAGCCCAGUGAAAGAGGUAACUGUAGUAUAAAUUCUAUAUCACAUUCUAUAAAAGCUAAUUCUACUACUAUAACAAAUACAGAAGGAGAAGCACAUAAUACGUCACAAUUUAGUCUUAGAAAUACUACAAAGAGCUUUUUUGAUCUUAGAGAAGUAAUAAUACCUGAAAAAUUUAAUACAAUAAAUCAAUUAAAAUCUCAAUAUGUUCUCAAAGAGACUAACAAUUUACAUAAUGAUCAAUGUGAAAUGGAUAAUGAAACUGAAGAAGAUAAUCUAACCAAUAUUAAAGAUAAUAUGUCUGUUAAUAUUAAAGACAUAACAAAAAAAAGAAGAUCCAUCAGUGAUUUAGUGCAACGUUAUAAAAAAGUAUUAGAAAUUACUAAAGAAAAUAUAGAAUGUGAAAAUUAGAUAGAUAUAUCCUUUAUCAUAUAUCAUAAUAGCUAAGGAUAGA